Molecule: messenger RNA, 1007 nt
Organism: Daldinia decipiens
Lineage: Eukaryota; Fungi; Ascomycota; Sordariomycetes; Xylariales; Hypoxylaceae
Product: CTD kinase subunit gamma CTK3-domain-containing protein
Exons: 3
Coding region: 109-873 (254 amino acids)
Biological process (GO): positive regulation of DNA-templated transcription, elongation; positive regulation of transcription by RNA polymerase I
Cellular component (GO): CTDK-1 complex
Source: RefSeq, a predicted model, not a curated record
GCUUCUCUUUCCAAUUUCAAUGUUGCGGCUCGUCAGCCUUGCCUCUCAAUUUCAUCUUCCUCCAUCCAACAACCUUCCGUAAAUUUUCCGAUUCUGGGCCAUGUCACAAUGGCGGCGGAUCCUUUCGAAGUUCGGAUGCGCUUUAGCGGCCAGCUUCAACACUUGAAUGCAAGCACUACCGCUGCCCAGAAAGCUGCCCAGUAUGCAAUGAAGUACAAGGAUAUGGAGGAGGACCUGCACUCCUGUAUCCUCGAGCAGCUUGAGAAGACUAGUAUGAAUACACGUGCAAACAUCAUGUACUUUUUGGACCACCUGCUGGAGAUGGCAUCAAAGGAUCGCCAGAACCAGUAUGUCCGAAUGAUGCAGAGAGAUAUCAUUCGAGUUGUCGAUGCAGUCUGUCCGGAAGAUGGAUCUGGUGCUGCCAAUGUCAAAGUUGUCCGACGGGUGCUUCAAAGCUUAAUGAACAAGUCUAUCCUGCUCGAACAGACCGUGCUCGAGAUUGAAGGCUGUCUUAAAGAGCGCGAUACCUCCAUUGACCUUGGCUUCUCUUCACCCGCCAAUGGCGACGACGCUUCUCGUUCGCGUAAUGGCAACGGUGCUGCUAGUUCUCACCGUCUCGACAAGCGCCAGAUUGAGCAGCGCAUCGAAGAGGAUCGUGAGCGACACAAGCGUAUGCGCGAGAGCAUGUGGGCGGUUCCCGGAACCAUAGAGGAGGAGGCAAUGAAGCUUCUCGAAGAAACGAGCGAUCUUGGAGAAGAUGAUCAUAUCCUAGGCCGCGAAGAGUGGGAGGAGUUUCAGCGGGAAGCUGAGAUGAGCAAAUGUCACCAUCUCCGACAAAGAGAUGCUACCACCAAUGGGUCUUCAUCGCACUAGGACGCGUCGCCCAGCCGACUUAGCAAAUCCCAGAGGGCAACAAUAAGACGCCGACAGUCUCGAAAGAAGCGUCGUUGCAUGGAACAUCUAAACAACCGCUUCCUGGCGCUGUCAACUAAUAAUGCAUCGCGUGG